AUGCGCAGUGCCGUGCAGCUAUUCUGGAUGGUACUCGGAUGUGGUUUGCAUUUAUGCAUGUUGAUACCAAUUGACAACGGCGUCGAAGGAGAUCCUGAAGUGGAGUGUGGCGCAAAUGUCAUUGUUAUCAACUUUAACACGCAAAAUCCUUUCGAAGGACAUGUGUAUGUGAAGGGUUCAUUCAGUGAUAAGACAUGCAGAAGUACAGACAGCGGACAUCGAGUUGCCGGAAUAACAGUUCCAUUCGACCGAUGUAAUGUAAUGAGAUCGAGAUCACUGAAUCCUCGAGGGAUAUUUGUUAUAACGACUGUUGUAAUCACUUUUCAUGUAACUAAAUUUCCAUUCAUUUCAAGAAUACAUAAAACAGUAUACGGGGACAAAGCGGUGAACAGUGGUUCGCUUCUC
Messenger RNA from Gongylonema pulchrum, 405 nucleotides. The record is from the annotation of a GenBank genome assembly. NCBI's taxonomy places the organism in Eukaryota, Metazoa, Nematoda, Chromadorea, Rhabditida, Gongylonematidae.